AUGAAGGCCGUGCUGUCAGCGGCUAAGGGCCGCGCCUCCUUCAGCCAGGUGCGCUUCGGCGGCACCGGGCUUAUGGUCCACCGCGAGUCGAAGGACAACAACCUCGGCAUCAAGUUCAAGUUCACCGAGGAGAAUAUGAAGCGAAUUGAGGCGAUCAAGAACAUCUACCCGGAAGGACACAAAAGCGCGGCCCUGAUCCCGGUCUUGGAUCUGGCUCAACGCCAACAUGGAUGGCUGCCAAUCAGCGCCAUGCACGAGGUCGCCAGGAUUCUCGAAAUUCCACGCAUGAGGGCAUACGAGGUGGCCACCUUCUACACAAUGUUCAACCGACAACCCGUUGGAAAGUACUUUCUCCAGGUGUGCGCCACGACUCCGUGCAUGCUUCGUGGAGCCGAAACGAUUACUUCCGCAAUCGAGAAGAAGCUGGGAAUCCAUGCCGGCGAGACGACGAAGGAUGGACUCUUUACUUUGGCGGAAGUUGAAUGUCUCGGAGCUUGCGUGAACGCGCCUAUGGUUCAAAUCAACGACGACUAUUAUGAGGAUUUGACCCCGAAGGAUAUUGAAGAGAUUCUCGACGAGUUCAAGGCUGGAAAGCGACCAAUACCAGGCCCUCGUUCCGGAAGACUGGCUGCUGAACCACAGGGAAAGCUGACCUCACUGACGGAAGAUCCUCCAGGCCCCGGAUUUGGAAUGCAGCCCGGAUUG
Mesorhabditis spiculigera is the source of this 705-nucleotide messenger RNA. The record is from the annotation of a GenBank genome assembly. Lineage: Eukaryota; Metazoa; Nematoda; Chromadorea; Rhabditida; Rhabditidae.